Plasmodium fragile is the source of this 3975-nucleotide messenger RNA. RefSeq lists its product as uncharacterized. Gene Ontology annotation, biological process: regulation of DNA-templated transcription. The record is from RefSeq and is a predicted model, not a curated record. The transcript has a single exon. The coding region runs from base 1 to 3975 and encodes 1324 amino acids. Gene Ontology annotation, molecular function: DNA-binding transcription factor activity. NCBI's taxonomy places the organism in Eukaryota, Apicomplexa, Aconoidasida, Haemosporida, Plasmodiidae.
AUGAAAAUCGUAACCAUUCACAAGAGUGAAAUUGCACCGGUUAGUAACACCAAUGGGGACGCCACCAGAGUUUUCCACGAAAGGCCCCCACAGGGUUACAAUACGGAAGAUAUUCAUGAGAUUAUGAACGGGUGUGAAAAACCUGAGGCGCUUUGUUCCCCAUUGGAGAAGAAGUUCCUCCAUGCCCGUGGUGCAAAUCUUCUACACAGUAAUGAAUCCCACAAGGGGAAAGACAAUUCGUGUGUCUUCAAUAACACCGGAGAAGGUACCCCCGUGGGUGGUCAUGAAUAUGUCAAUCGCCCACUGCACAGCACUGGAGGGACGCUCAUUGGUGAGGGCCACGCCGAAAAGGAGACAAGUUCAACACGAGGGAACAAUCAUCCCUCUUGGGGAAAAGGAACAAACGGGACACCUUCAACAGAGUACCAACGCAGUGAAGAAGCAGAAAACGACGAAUCACUACCCGAUUGUCAUUCUAACUCAUCAACGAACAAAAAUUUUAUCCCUAAUGGUGGUCACUCCCGAUUGGUGAAACCCCCACAUGAAGAUUUUCCCAACAGUGGUGAUAAGUAUAUGUCUGAUGGAGAGGGUGGGGAGGAUCGAAACAUUUAUCGUCCCCCUUCCGUGGAUGAGUGGGAGAACCUGUUAGAGGGGAAUCCUGAGGGGCAUCCCAUCGAGUGCGAUGAAAUAACCGCAUCAAGUGCGCCACAUGGUAGUGGUAAAAAUAACUUGAAAAGGGAACGCAUCACCGCAAAUGGAGAAAAGGUUGCAGUGGUGAUGAGAUCAGAUAGGUGCCAACAGGGAGAAGGACUUCUAUAUAACGAGAGUGAAGAGGUGGACACACACACAGGAGACAAAAACGAAGAAGAAACAUCCCCAGUGAGAAGCCUACUAGUGUUUGACGAAAUCACCAACACAUGGAACAUACUCUGGAAGUUCGGAAACAUAUCAAUUAUAAAAAGCUACGACAUAAAUAUGAACGGUGCUGAAUCUAGGCAUGUAGCUCUGGACGAUCUGCAAAGCAUUAACAACUUGUAUGGCCAGGUGACCACUGAUGUGGAUUACGUCACUCCUGAGGAGAAAUGGGAUUUCAUGAAACGAAAAAUUUACAACACAUUUGGAGAAAAAUACUUUUUUAUAAGAAAAGACGGUGAUGGGGUGAAUGGCCAAAUGAGUGACAGAGAAACGGAAGAGUGGCAAAGCGAUAAAGCGGGCGUCGGCGUUGAGUCCAUUGGGGAAGCUGUAUCGACAAUGGGACAGAGGCUAAGGGAGGCACACAAUGAUGGGAGACCGGUUAAGUGCGAACAGAUUUGCAGCGUGCCUUAUCACACAAAGGGUAGAAAUGGGAACAGAUUUGACGUCCGACGGGGGAGUGUUAUUUCAUUUGAUGAAGCAGGUGAGGGUCCAUCUGUCAAGUGUGAAGAGGAGACAACAUUUAGUAACGGUGAAUGGAGUGGGAAGAGGGCUCGAAGCAAUGGAGGAGGUUCCUUAGAGACAGGCGACACGGAAGACAUCCCAACGGAGAAGUUGAAGGCGAAAGAAGGAAUGACCUUGAACAGCCCCCCAGUGGAAGUGCCAACGCCAAAUGUCGAGGGAAGGAGAGAACUGCUCCGAAAAACACAUGAAAAUAAAUUGAAGGAACAGCUGGAAAGGAAGGAAAGGAAACUACGCAGAGAGAAAGAAAAGGAAAAAAAAAUGCAAAUGAGACAAGAGAAAAAAAAAAUGCGAGAAGAAAAAAAAAAAAUAAAAGAACAGGAAAGGUUAAAAAGGAAGGAAGAAAAUGUUAUCUUAAGAAAAAUGAAAAAGUUGGAAAAGUGGGAAAAUGUGCAAAGGCUCCGGAGAUGGAAAAAAAUGCAAAAGUUGGAGAAGAUGGAAAGGCUCGGGAUGUUGGGAAGGCGGGAGAAGCUCGACAGGCAGGAAAAACUCUACAGGCAGGAGAAGCUGCACAGACAUGAAAUGCUACACAGGCAGGAGAACCUGCACAAAGCGGAAGGACUGGCCCCCAUGGACAGGUUAGCCAAGCUUCGUCGCAUUGAUGUGAUAGAAAAUGCAGAGAAGCUACACAGCGUAAAGCCUCUAAUUGGCGAGGGGAAAACGACAAAAGGGAAUGCCUGUCCAAGCAAGCUCAAUUCCACCCCUGGAAAAGACGAAGACAGUGGCCCGAACCGUUCCAGCCAACUAGAGGAGACCAAUUGCACCCUCGACUCCAUCUCGAGUAUCGUUAAAAUGUCACCAGAGGACGAGGAAAAGAAAAGACUGUUUAUGGAGAAGAAGCAAAAAGUGUUCAAGGUAAUACGGAAGAAUGCCCACCUUCAAGGACGAGUGUUCCUGGACGUGGGUUACACUCAUGAGGAAUGUAGACAUGUGCACAGCCAAUGGGGAGACGGUGGAGGGGAGGAAGAACAAGGGGGUGAUAAUAAAUACCUGCAAAUUGCGAAUAGCACGUUUGAGAGGAAUGCAGGCAGCUGGGUAGUCUCGUGGGUACUCUACGGAAGAACGCGCAGGAAAAAAUUCCCAAUAAGAGAUUACGGUUUUGAAAAAGCAAGGCAAAUGGCAGAGGAGUACAAAAAGGAGAGAAUUAAUUUUAUCUUGAAUAACAUCUCUGAAUAUGACACCUAUGUUAGGGAUGUUUUGAGCAGUGAUCUGGAGGAAGGCACCACGCAAGAUGCAUGCACAGUGAUGGAAAAUGAAGAAGAAGUACACCACAAACAGCUGAUUCAGUUUUGUAGCGAUCUUUUAAAAAAACCCAUCAGCGAAGAGCAUUGGAAAAAUAAAGUAAAGUGGGUCCAAAAUAAAAAAAGCUGGAUCAUUGAAAUUAUAAAAAAAGAACAAAAUAAAUUCAUAAGAGAAAAAAUUUAUUAUUCAGAAGAAAAGUAUGGUUAUAUAAUUGGAAAGUGUAUAGCUGUGUAUGAUUACCUGAACGCAGAACACGACCUCCUCAAAAAUUACUUCGACGUUAAUGUUGCUAAUUUGCAAUACGAUAGUAAAAGACACGCUUGGAAAAUUUCCAGAUACGUUCCUCAUCAGCUGAAUAAAAAAAAUUAUUACUUUGAUGUACGUGUGUAUGGUUGGAUGUACUCCAGGAAGCUGGGGCUCCUAUUGGCAAUUUAUUUGAAUGCGAAAAGACCUCAGGGGGUAGGUUUUGAGAACAUUCUAAAUAGCAGUUCCCCCUUGGUCAGGCAUCUUCAGGAAAAUUUUAUCCACAGGGAGGAAUACCUUUUUAGGGGGAAUUGUUCAGGGGAAGUUCACUCUGAAAAGGUGACAGCCAACUUUUGUGAUGAUGCGAUGGAAGGGCUAGACUUACCCGCAUCCAGUGGGCACCUUGACCCGUGCAAAGAGAAGCGCGUAAAAUAUUCUCAUGCGAAUGGGAUUGCGGAGCAUACAUCGAAGCAAUGCAUGCGGGGUUAUGAAGUAGGCGCCUCGUAUGAUGCUACAUGCAAGGGCGGGUCACCAACUAGCAGCAUGGCUAGCAAGCCCAGGGAGGAAGAAAAAAGAGAUUACUCCAACGCGCCGUGUGGAUUGAUUGAUCGGGGGGAUAGGGUACAGGACAAUCGCGAUAGGCCAGAUGAACAGGUUCAGCGAGGGCGAAAGAGAAGGAAGAAGAUGAAGGGCCAAGAGGAGAGAUCCCCAUAUAACGCAACCGAUGAUGAAGAAACCCCAAACGGCAGGAGACAUUCCCAAAAUGAUGAAAAAGAAAUAAAAAAUAAAACAACCACGGAAAAUGAACCCGACUUAAAAAAGUUCUACGAGACUGUUCACAACAAAAAGUAUUGCCAGCUGAAGGAAAUGCACACAUGUAGUGACAAGGAGUUAUUAAGUUUUCUCUCGAAUGAAAAAGACAGAGCCCUGUUCUUGAAGGAAGACAUACACAUCCAAGGAGAAGACGAAGAAUAUUUGAUCAACAUUUUGGAAAAUUAUUACUACUACAAUUUGUGCCGCAAAAUGCUGAAAGUGAGGAAGAAACUUUCCAUGUAA